Messenger RNA from Bombina bombina (fire-bellied toad), 1213 nucleotides. RefSeq names its product yippee like 5 (gene YPEL5). Bases 174 to 539 code for a protein of 121 amino acids. The transcript has 3 exons. Lineage: Eukaryota; Metazoa; Chordata; Amphibia; Anura; Bombinatoridae. The record is from RefSeq and is a predicted model, not a curated record.
UGACAGCUCCAGCAAGGUAGGGGGCGGGGUCUGACUAGCAGUUACUCAGAGUCAGACGAGUUCGGCACUCGGCAGAUCACGGAGACACAACGGAGAGUUCGGGGACCAUUAAGUUUCCUGUGGCCACCGUACACUCGACUUUUAGCAUUUGCACAAAGUUCUGAAGCAGAGAGAUGGGCAGAAUUUUCCUGGAUCACAUUGGCGGUACCCGUCUUUUUUCCUGUGCUAACUGUGAUACCAUUUUGACCAAUCGUUCUGAGCUCAUAUCCACUCGCUUCACGGGAGCUACAGGGAGAGCAUUCCUUUUCAACAAGGUUGUAAACCUGCAAUACAGUGAAGUCCAAGACCGUGUCAUGCUUACAGGCCGUCACAUGGUCCGCGAUGUUAGUUGUAAGAACUGCAACAGUAAAUUGGGCUGGAUUUACGAAUUUGCCACAGAAGACAGUCAGCGCUACAAGGAAGGAAGAGUCAUCUUGGAGCGCGCACUGGUGCGUGAGAGCGAAGGAUUUGAAGAGCAUGUUCCAUCAGACAACUCCUGAAAACUCAUGUUACCUGGUUCUUUGUAUUUUACACUGAAAUGUAAAACAUGAAAAAAAAUGUAUUUGCAUACACUGUUACCUUAAUAGCCUCAGUAAAAUAUUGAGUUAGAAGACCGAAGGCUUGUAAGCGGUCACUUUAUUUAGGAGUUAUCCAUCUUGGAAAAAAAGACAUCAAUGCUGUCUUAUAGCAGAUACAAAAAACACCUACAUUUAAAGGGUCUUUUUUUUUUUUUGUAAAUAACAAUAACUUUAUUUGUUUCACCUUGUUUGUAAAUGCCUUAUUUGUUUUUAAACAUUUUUUUUUCCAUUAUUUUUUUUUCCUUAUUUAGAUUUCAGACAAAAAUAUUUUCUAACAAAGAUUCCUUCAGUUAACAUACCUGCGUAUUUCCAUAAGAAAUACUUUUCUUUUGUAUACUAAAGGUUCAGUGUGUUGAUGCUUGCGCUGUCCCGAGCAUCAUUCAUCCGUUUAGGGGUUGCUGGGAAAGUCAGAAUCCAUUGUGCUUUCAUAUAUCUGACCCAAAGAUUCCACCAUAUUAAGAUUUUGUCAUGUUUAAAUUGAUAUACAGCUGGUGUGGAUUUAAAGAAAAAUGAUAUAUUUUGAAAUGUAACAACAAAUUGGUUUUCUGUAAGUGUUGUACUACGUAGUGAUAGUAAAUAAAACAAUGUUUCUCUGA